AUGCUUCUUCCCGCUCUAAUUUUAGCCGCGGCUAGUGUCCAGUAUCCAUUUAACUUCAGAGCAAGAAAUACCCAAAGUAAUGCAGUAGAAGGUCAGAAGGUCGCUUUGUCUCAAAAUAAAGCAUUUGGAAAACCUCUAAAUACUCAAACUCCAAAACCAUCUAUUACUAAAUUCCGUAAACUCUCUGCUCUUCAGGGAGCAAAUAUUCCUAUGGAAUUCCCAACUGAUUCUGAAAAUUCGAACAGUAUCGCUGAAGAAAUUAAACAACAACUCGUUUCAACCCCGAUGAUUAUCUUCUAUUCUGUUCUCAGCCUUUGCAUUAUUAUUGCAAUUGGUAUCUUUAUGUUCUACAAAGAUCCAGAAGACGAUGCCGCUGAAACCACCCAAGAUGCCAUCAUCGAGAAUCAACUUCAUCAAGUUUUGGAUUCAAAGCUUGAAAAUGAGACAAUGGUUAUUUAA
This is a messenger RNA of Trichomonas vaginalis G3, 459 nucleotides long. RefSeq lists its product as uncharacterized. Lineage: Eukaryota; Parabasalia; Trichomonadida; Trichomonadidae. The record is from RefSeq and is a predicted model, not a curated record. The transcript has a single exon. Bases 1 to 459 code for a protein of 152 amino acids.